AUUUGUCACAGUCUUUAUAGUUUUUAGCUCCAAUCAAGAGUUACGUUUAGUUUUUGUGUGACGAAUAUCGCACACGAUUUUGUUUUUUUUGAAAAAAUAGUAGUAAAAAGAUAUUUAUUAAUAGUGGAUUUCGGACAAACAUCAACGGGCAGGACGAUGGACUUCGGCACGUUGCUAAACUACGCUAAGAGCAAUAACGAUGCAGCAACCACCAAAGACGAGGGCAAGUUCUACAAAACCAAGUAUGCACCCCCCAAGAAGGAGACCAAGGAAAGCAAACAGCUGUCCACAAAUAUCGCAAAGUUCCUGAAGAAGCGCGAAUUCGAGGAGGCGGAGCGCAAGCGUGAGCAGCGCCAGAAGCUAAACGAGCUGAUGGCCAUGCGGGAUGAAAAGUCCAAGAAUAAAAUACGCAAAAUGCUCAAGGUUACUAAGUCAGCGAACAAAUCGGUGCUGGAUAAUACCAAUGAGGGCGAUGCAUCCAAUGGUCAUGAAGCCGGCGAGGGGCAGGGCGAUGAUUACGGCUAUGUCUCCAACGAGGCUAACGCCUUCUAUGAGAAGUACAUACAGAAGGUUCGCGACGUCCAGGAGGACAAGGGCUUUGCGCCCAGUCGCCCGCAGUCAUUGCGUGACCUGUCCGGGACAAAGGAGAGAGUUAAAGCUGCCAUUACCAAGGAACGUGAAGAAGCCAAGUCCCAUACACGCCAGCGCAGCAGUACCGCCAGUGGGAGCAGUACCUCGGCCUCGACUUCCUCGCGGUCUUCCAGAGAUCCUCACGUAGCACGAUCCUACAGCACCAAAAGAACCGCGUAUGAUCCGGAAGCUGAAAAAAGGGAGGAAGAGCGCAAAAAGAAGCAAGAGGAGGAACAGCGCCGUGCCAAGAUUAAGCGUCCACAGCAGCCACCGCCAAUGGACUUCCAGGCGCUGCUACGUCUGGCUGAAAAGAAGCAGCACGAGCCGGUGAUGAUUGCCCAGCCGGAGAAAAAGAAAGAACCGGAGCGCCUGCUCUCCGCCAGGGAGAAGCGUGAGAUGGAGGAGCGUCAGCGCCAAAAGGUGCAGCGAGCAAUGCGUGAUAAGUUGAAGGAGUUGGAUGCGAAGGCAACGGAGGCCGCCGCCAAACCUCUUCCCAGUCGCAUGGAGCCCAACGGACGCAUACCUAAGCUGAACCAAGCCAAGCCAUCAGCCCAAACGAGUGAUACCACAGGGAAGUCCUCAUCGAGUGAUAAUUUUAAACGUCCCCCGGCGCCAGUUUCGGGGCAAUCCACCUCCAGCUCUUCCGUUGCCAAUUCAAACACUAAUCGUAUUCCCGCCACAAGUACAAAACCAGCCAGUAAGACUAGCAACACCACUCCGAUAAAGUCAUCUUCGAUUACCUCCAAGCCGGUAGCCGGAUCCACAGUAGCGGGGAAACCUGCCACCAGUUCAUCAAGCUCCAAGGAAGCGUCUGUAUCUCGUAAUCCCUAUGCCACGGUCAACAAGAAUGGGGCUGUGCGUGAGUUUCCACCACGCGAUCGUCCGUCAGGAGGCACUGCGCCUCCGGCCAAGACUCGCCAGAUUCCGCCGGCGGAUGUCCGGAAAUCGGGUGGCAGGCCAUUCCCGCCAGCGGAUGUCAAGAAUAUGAAGCGAUCUCUGGGCCCCAGGAACGACCAGCCCAGCAACAAGAAACGCUACCUCGACGACGAUGAUUCCGAGUACGACUCCGAGCUGGACGACUUUAUUGAUGAUGGAGACUGUGAAGAGGACAUAUCCUCGCAUAUUCGCGACAUAUUCGGCUACGAUAAGCGCCGCUACCGCGACAUAGACGACGACGAUCGCGGUAUGGAGUCCAGCUAUGCUCAGAUGCAGCGUGAGGAGUUUAUUAGUAAGAAAUUGGGAAUGCAAGAGGAUCUGGAGGAUAUGCGCAUGGAGGCGAUGCACAAGAAACGAAAAAUGGCCAAGAAGCGGACGAAGCGCAUUGAUGACGACGACGAAGAUUAGUCUUUCGUUCGUACCGUCAUGAUCGCAUGUAAAUCUCAAAAAAAUCCGAAAUCCCAUUACCUAAAUUACGAUCCGAGCUCUUCCCGUUAUCUUAUCAGUCGGAUGACGGGGCGAUGCCAAGGUCGAUCAAUGCUGAAUACAGGAGCUGUGCCUGUUGACUUUAAAAUUUGUGGAUAUUUUAUAUAGUUUUUCUGUGACCUUAUUAUCCUAGUUCAUAAGUCUGCCCCACACCCAACACCAUCCCCACCCCGUCGUGGGUUAUUUAUACAAAACAUAUAUAUGAUAUAUAUAUGUGAGAAAAUAUAGUGUCAGGCAAGCGGUGCGUGAGUGUGCCUUUACAGCGCAUCUGUAAACA
Messenger RNA from Drosophila bipectinata, 2329 nucleotides. RefSeq names its product protein SPT2 homolog. The record is from RefSeq and is a predicted model, not a curated record. Gene Ontology annotation, biological process: transcription by RNA polymerase I; nucleosome assembly. Lineage: Eukaryota; Metazoa; Arthropoda; Insecta; Diptera; Drosophilidae. Gene Ontology annotation, molecular function: histone binding; DNA binding. Gene Ontology annotation, cellular component: nucleolus.